CCAAUGUCAGAGAGAGAGAGCUGGUAGAACGCUAGUGGGAAGCAAACUGGCAGCACCGGCUCAAUCUGAGAAGUGGAAACUUUGCAAUCAAAACGUGUCCUUCCUCUCACUACUUCUAACAGACUUCCAAGGAUCUAUUUAAUUUUUUAAAACAAAACUCUUCCCCCCCCCACCCCCACUCCCCUUCUGUUCUUUUGGAAAUCUGGGUGACUUGUCCAGCAGACAGGAGGGGGAAAAAACAGGAAAGAAAUCCAAUAGAAAUGCUUUGAGUAUCAUGAACAAUAGCUAGCACAACAGAUGCUGACCAUGGCUCCAAGGAAACGGAAUAGGCAUGUGCUGGGAUUCCUUUGCUGCUUCCAGAGCACUGAUCACCCAGAGAUCACCUUCAAGGACAGCAGCGUGCCACUGCAGCUUCUGGAAUUCUCCGUCCCAAUCCCGCCCGCCGAUGAACUCAACGCCAGGUUUGCGGAACUUGUUGAUGAGUUGGAUCUCACUGACAAGAACCGAGAUGCUAUGUUUGCACUGCCCAUGGAGAAGAAAUGGCAAAUUUACUGCAGUAAGAAGAAGGAACAAGAUGACCCCAACAAGCAGGCCACAAGCUGGCCUGACUACUACAUUGAUCGCAUCAACUCCAUGGCUGCAAUGCAGACGGUUUUUGCCUUCGAUGAAGAGGAAAUGGAGAUGAGAAACACAGUCGUCGAAGGACUUAAGACAGCUCUUAGGACACAACCAAUGAGGUUUGUGAUGCGAUUCAUCGAACUGGAUGGGCUUACGUGCCUGUUGAACUUCCUCCGAAGCAUGGACUACGACACGUCAGAGAGCCGCAUUCACACAUCCGUUAUAGGGUGCAUCAAGGCUCUGAUGAACAAUUCCCAAGGCCGGGCGCACGUGCUGGCUCACCCAGAGAGCAUCAACAUCAUUUCGCACAGCCUCAGGACGGAGAACAUCAAGACCAAGAUCGCAGUGCUGGAGAUCCUGGGUGCAGUUUGUCUGGUAGCUGGAGGGCACAAGAAAAUACUGCAAGCAAUGUUGCACUACCAGGUUUAUGCAGCAGAGAGGACUCGCUUCCAGACGUUACUUAAUGAGCUGGACAGAAGUACUGGAAAGUACAGGGAUGAAGUGCACCUCAAAACUGCAAUAAUGUCCUUCAUCAAUGCCGUGUUAAAUGCUGGUGCUGGAGAGGACAAUCUGGAAUUCCGACUGCACCUCCGAUAUGAGUUUCUCAUGUUAGGAAUCCAACCCGUGAUUGAUAAAUUGCGAAACCACGAGAACGCAACAUUAGACAGGCACUUAGACUUCUUUGAGAUGGUCAGAAAUGAGGAUGAGAAUGAACUUGCGAAACGGCUUGACAUGGUGCAUAUUGACACCAGGAGCACAAGCCAGAUGUUCGAGUUGAUUCGGAAAAAGCUGAGUCAUACGGAAGCCUACCCACAUUUGGUAUCUGUCCUCCAGCACUGCCUCCAAAUGCCCUGGAAGAGGAACGGGACCAACAGCCAGCAUUGGCAACUCCUCGACAGAAUACUGCAACAGAUAGUGCUGCAGGACGAGAAAGGGGAGGAUCCUGACGUCGCACCAUUGGAGAACUUUAAUGUGAAGAACAUCAUUCGGAUGCUGGUGAAUGAAAAUGAAGUGAAGCAGUGGAAGGAUCAAGCAGAAAAGUUCAGGAAAGAACACGUGGAAUUACUGGCAAGGCUUGAGAAGAAGGAGAGGGAGUGCGAGACCAAAACUCAGGAGAAGGAUGACAUGAUGAAAACUCUCAAUAAGAUGAAGGACAAGCUCCAGAAAGAGUCCGCAGAGUUGCGCCAAACAAGGGAUCAAGUGGUGGAACUCUCUGUCCGUCUGAACGAACUGACAAACUCAAAUACGAGCGGCCUUUCCUUCCCCCCUCUCCCUCCCCCUCCCCCGCCUGGUGGACCCCUCCCUCCCCCUCCCCCUCCCGUCCUGGGCGAGCUGCCCCCACCGCCCCCGGCCCUCCCCUAUGAGUUCCUGCCCCCCCCUCCCCCACCCCUGCCCCCUGGCGGGCCCCCUCCCCCUCCCCCCGGAGCACCCCCCUUCUUCAGCUGCGCCGUGCCACCCCCCUCCUGCCUGCCGACGAUGGGGAGCAUGAAGAAGAAAGCCAUCCCACAGCCAUCGCACCCGCUGAAGUCUUUCAACUGGCACAAGUUGGCGGAGGACAGGAUUAGAGGCACCGUCUGGAAUGAGAUAGAUGACCUCCGAGCCUUCAACAGGCUUGAUCUGGAAGAUUUUGAGAAGAUGUUCUCGGCCUACCAGAGGCAGCAGAAAGAGCUCGGCUCCACCGAGGAUCUGUACCUCACGAUGAGGAAAGUGAAGGAGCUAUCGGUGAUCGAUGGACGAAGGGCUCAGAACUGUGUCAUCCUGUUGUCAAACCUGGCUGAACUGGAGAAAGAAAUAAACAAUAUUAAGAAUGGUCUGAAGGCUUUGGAGGCUGAACUGGAAUAUCAGAAACGUCGAGCACGGGACAUUGAGGACAAGUUUGUUCCAGUCAUGAGUGACUUCAUUACUGUCGCUAGCUUCAGCUUUUCAGAGAUGGAGGAUCUGCUAGCCGAGGCGAAGGAUAAGUACUCCAAAAUGCUGAAGCACUUCAGUGAAGACGAUGCGAAGAUGCAGCCGGAUGAAUUCUUCGGGAUAUUUGACGCUUUCCUGCAGUCGUUUGCUGAGGCAAAGCAGGACCUGGAGAACAUGAGGAGGAAGAAAGAGGAAGAGGAACGUCGGGCCCGCAUGGAAACCAUGCUGAAGGAGCAGCGGGAGAAGGAGCGCCGGUUGAAGAAGGCCCGGACCGGCAGCGUUUCGGAGGAGGUCGGAGAGUUUGAUGACUUGGUGUCGGCUCUGCGCUCUGGCGAGGUCUUCGACAAGGACCUGUCGAAGCUGAAGCGAAACCGCAAGCGGGUCGGCAACCAGCUGGCAGACAGUGGCAGGGAGCGGGCAGUGACGAAGCUCAAUUACUGAAGGGACUGGCUGCCACCCAUCGAGCGCACCCUU
Rhincodon typus (whale shark) is the source of this 3000-nucleotide messenger RNA. RefSeq names its product disheveled-associated activator of morphogenesis 2-like. NCBI's taxonomy places the organism in Eukaryota, Metazoa, Chordata, Chondrichthyes, Orectolobiformes, Rhincodontidae. Gene Ontology annotation, molecular function: actin binding; small GTPase binding. The record is from RefSeq and is a predicted model, not a curated record. The transcript has 20 exons. Gene Ontology annotation, biological process: positive regulation of canonical Wnt signaling pathway; regulation of non-canonical Wnt signaling pathway; negative regulation of oligodendrocyte differentiation. Bases 298 to 2967 code for a protein of 889 amino acids.